CUCAUGUUCCAUUCCAAAAGCUUCCCCCAGCGGCCAAAACACCCUCCGAGCUCUGCAGCGACCUGCUCUUGCGAUCGACGACUGCUUCGUUCCGAUCCCCUCAAUUAACUCGAAUCCGGCGAAACUGAUGGACUUCGGUGGCGCGCUGCAGCUGCCGCCGGGGUUCCGGUUCCACCCCACCGACGACGAGCUGGUGAACUACUACCUCCUCCGCAAGUGCGGCGGCCUGCCCCUCGCCGCCCCCGUCAUCGCCGAGGUCGACCUCUACAAGUUCGACCCAUGGAACCUCCCAGAGAAGGCGAUGGGAGGGGAGAAGGAGUGGUACUUCUUCUCGCCGCGGGACCGCAAGUACCCCAACGGGUCGCGCCCCAACCGGGCGGCGGGGGCCGGGUACUGGAAGGCCACCGGCGCCGACAAGCCGGUGGGGUCGCCGCGCCCCGUCGCCAUCAAGAAGGCGCUCGUCUUCUACGCCGGGAAGCCGCCCAAGGGCGUCAAGACCAACUGGAUCAUGCACGAGUACAGGCUCGCCGACGUCGACCGCUCCGCCGCCGCGCGCAAGAAGACCAACAACAACGCGCUCAGGCUGGAUGACUGGGUGCUGUGCCGCAUCUACAACAAGAAGGGUGUGAUCGAGCGGUACGACACGGUGGACGACGACGAGGUCGCCGCCGCGGCCGCCGACGACGUCAAGCCGGCCGCGGCCAAGAACCCGCGCGGGGCGGCGGCGCCGAUGAAGGUGGAGAUGGCCGACUACGGCGGGUACUACGACGACUACGACCUCGAGACACCGUCCGCGGGGAUGCUCUGCUUCGAUCGCCCCGGCGAGGCCGCGGCCAUGGUGCCCGCGCCCGCGCCCGCGCCGGCGGCGCUGUCGCCGACGGAGCCCGAUCCGGACCGCGACUCCAGCUCCGUGCCGUGGACGAUGCACACGGACAACUCCAGCAGCGGGUCCGAGCACGUGCUGUCGCCGUCGCCGGACCUCCCCGACCGCGACCACGCCGAGAGCCAGCCCGGCGGCGGGGCCGGGUGGUGGCCCGGCGGCGACUGGGGCGGCGCGGCGGCCGACGACGGGUUCGUGGUCAUGGACGACUGCGGCAGCGCGCUCUUCGGUCCGCCGUCGCCGGCGCUCUUCGCACGCGUCGACGCCGCCGCGUUCGGGGACAUGUUCGCGUACCUGCAGAGGCCGCCGUUCUGAACUUCUGAUCAGGGAACGUGAAGCGUGCGCCGCCAUGCGUGCUCCAGGCCACUGACCAUGGUCGAUGUCCAGGUCGUCUAGCUCGGUAUCUGCAGGUGAAAUCACGAGCCGGUCUAGGUGUAGCGCAGCGAAGCCGAGAUCACCAUGGCACUCCCAGAGGCAGUUCAAAGGAGAAUUGGGUGGAUCAUCUGCCCGAUCGAUCAGCGGUCGGGUGUCCAGUUCACCAUUCAGAUGAUCAGAUCGACAGUUGCACACGAUCUCUGCACCUGAUCGCGCCAUUGCUCUUGGGAAGCUGCCACAUGGAAAUGGUGCCAAGGAUGGUAGAUGACUGGUGAUCAUCGCUGAUAGAGAGCUAUGCUAGCCGUCGGAUCGGGUCUCGAUUAAUCUAACCCGUUGGUUUUUUUGUCGUGUUAAUUAGUAGUAGCUGACAACUUGACAUGCCUAGUGAAUUCAGAAACUAAUAAGCAACAAAAAUCAUAAAGAGAGAUAGAGAAAAAGAAUUUGGAAAUACAGGUUUUGGAUUCAGAGGCUGUUGAUGGUAUCAUGUAUGUAAUCUAGUGUAGCCUAACUGUACUUAGAAUUGGGUUCAGGUUGGUGGCAAACAGGCAGCGCUGUAGGUUUUUGUCUAGCGUAUAAUUGCAAGUGUCAUGUGCUAGAGUCGCUUUCAGUGGGUCUCUUUCUCGUGACCAUGCACGGAAGCCAAAUUUUUGUAACGCAAUUAUCGGUAAUAAAGUGUCGUAAGCUGUAAUUACAUAUU
Messenger RNA from Setaria italica (foxtail millet), 1952 nucleotides. Its product is annotated as NAC domain-containing protein 71. Gene Ontology annotation, molecular function: DNA binding. The coding region runs from base 128 to 1195 and encodes 355 amino acids. The record is from RefSeq and is a predicted model, not a curated record. Gene Ontology annotation, biological process: regulation of DNA-templated transcription. The transcript has 3 exons. Lineage: Eukaryota; Viridiplantae; Streptophyta; Magnoliopsida; Poales; Poaceae.